GUCGGACACUCGCUCGUCAGAAGGAGAGCUUAAUUGUAGGAAAAAAGAACGGAUGGAUACAGGAAAACUAUUUGCUCGCAAGCCGCCGCAUAACCACACGUUCAUCUUCUGCCGAACUCUGGUCAGGCCCAAAAACCCUUGGAGAGACGGAUCGACACUUCCGAAGGCAACAACUCGCGAGCACUACACCUGUGAUGAGCCGCCCACAGUUGAACUACCAGCUGCUGAUCUGAUGGAAAACCAAGUGCUUCGAUUCUUUUGCUUUUUCAAGUCACAUGUCGAAGAAGACAAAAUGCAAAACAUCCGAGUUCGGCGAUGCAACCUAUACUACUACCUUGAGGACGACACAGUCCAAAUUGAAGAACCUCAGAUUGACAACAGUGGUCUUCGGCAUGGGACUCUCAUCAAGCGGCAUCGCAUUCAAAAUGCUAGCAAUCCGAUGGUCUACAUUUCGCCGGCAGAUCUUUGCAUUGGGAGAGAGAUAACCAUCUACGGCAUAACUAUUCGAAUGGCUGACUGUGACGAGUUUACGAGAAAAUGGUACAAAAACUCGGGCAACGAGCAACCGCCACCUGAGGAGAUUCCACGGGACAGCUUCGUCACGAUGCGCCGGUUAUCGGAACUUCAGACGUGCAAAGUUCCCAUGACUUAUGACAAGCAAUACCGCGAAGUGAUGCUUGGAGGAGGUUUCGUCAAUCAAAACAUGCAACAAUUCAUGGAGAAAGACCGAAUGGUCUGCCGAUUUUUCGCCUCGUACGAUGAUUCGCUGUCUUCUCGAUUCGAAAGAAGGCUGAUGGUCAUACUGUUUUAUCUCUGUGACGAUACGAUUGAAAUCCGUGAGCACCUCCCAACCAACAGCUCUCGACCACAUUUUCCGGUCUACUUCAGACGACGCAAACUUCCAAAGACCAAGGUUGCCCCACUAGGGCCUUGUGAUCCUUUGCUCAAGAAAGAAGACUAUUUCCAGAUAACGGAUUUCAAGGUCGGAUCGAUGAUGCGAAUGUUAGACGUUGAUUUCUUCAUCUACGACGCAGACGGAUUCACCAGAGAAUAUUUCAGGCGAGAGCUUAAAAUCGAGCUGGAUCCUGCCAUUGACGUGCGCAUCGACCUGCCCCCCCCUCCCGAUCCUCCAGUGCCACCUCCAACUGGAUACGGCACCGACAGUGACUCAAUGACGUCCGUUAAAUACAUCGUCCCCAAGCAGAGAAUUGAGCAGUACAAAAAAUCAAACGAACUCGAUGGCAAGUGUCUCCGUUUCCGUGCACACUUGUUGGAGCCCCUUGCCCCCGGUCAGAAAAAGCGGCUUUUCUGUAUCGAAUACCACUUGGCGGAUGAGGAAGUUGCAAUUACUGAAAUCCAUCAAAGGGAUGUCGGAGUCACUGGAGGGAAGUUCUUGCAGAAGGGGAAGUACAAACACGAACAAACUCAGCAGACCCUCAGACCGUGCGAUUUCAGUGUUGGGAAAAAAAUGUGCAUCAAUAAGCACUUCUUUCAAGUGGUCGACGCCGAUCAGUUUACCAGGACCUACAUGACGACUGGCAAAAUUGACAGCAGUCAAUCAGAUCUACAUCGCAUUCUUCAGCGUUUGAGAGAUUCCCUGGACGAAAGACUAACGACGCUACGAGACAUGUUUCGAAAACUCGACCAGUGGUCUCUGAAUUAUCAAACAGUGCCCUUCCGGGUAAACGUGGCAGCUCCAUCUUUUGACUCCACAAAUCAUUUUUAUGGUGCGACGCAGGACAAAAACGGAGUUGUCACGGUGGAGGAACUGAAAAGCUGCUUGGCAAAAGUGGGAUACGAGUUGUCUCCCGAGGAGGUUCUCACCUUGCUAAGGUAUUUCGAUACUAACGGCGAUCAUCAGGUCAACUACGUGGAAUUCUGCGAUUCGUGUCUCAAAAGUUCUUGCAACACGUCCGGCUGCUGCCCACUGUCAGUGAAGUCGCCGCGGGGCGCUGCAGAUCCCGCGGCCCACUGUGUCAAAAGGCUGGAAGAGGCAAGUGAAAUAAAAAAGGCGGUCCGAAAAAUUCAGCACCUGUUUUACCAACAACCCCGGCUUUUGAACAAGCUUGCAAAGGAAUUCAGUCACAUGACUGUUGGGAAAACCGUCACAGCGAGCCAAGUCUGCGAGGCGCUGAAAUCAAUAGGUCACGAGUUUCCCCUGAGCACCGUCCAGAGGUGCAUUGCAUACAUGUUUCCUGAAAAAGAAUUUGAGGACAUUGAUUACAAUCAAUUUAUUCAGACUGUCUGCACAUCGUACAACGACUUUCCCUCUGAGAGGUGA
Messenger RNA from Toxoplasma gondii ME49, 2281 nucleotides. RefSeq names its product EFHC1, putative. Gene Ontology annotation, molecular function: calcium ion binding. Lineage: Eukaryota; Apicomplexa; Conoidasida; Eucoccidiorida; Sarcocystidae. Bases 53 to 2281 code for a protein of 742 amino acids. The transcript is spliced from 17 exons. The record is from RefSeq and is a predicted model, not a curated record.